GUCAGAGUGGGGUUUUGUGAGCAGAGCCAUAAACCCCGACGUCGCCGCCGAUGAUGUUCCGAUGGCACCCUCGAUCGACGCUGCUCCGCCGCAAUAUCACCGCGAAACUCCUUCUUCCUCUGUCCUCCCACACUCGUCAAGUUAGUCCAUGCGAGGUCUCAGCUCCUCCACUUCACGCCCCCUUCUCCACUCGCAUUGUCGGCGAUGAGCCUAUCCUCGUUCGUGAUUUCAUACGUUCGGCGUUGUACAACCCAAAGCAUGGCUACUUCUCUCUGCGGUCGGGCUCCGUCGGUGUGCUGGAGAGGAGCAUUAAGUUCAAUGAGCUUGAAGGUACUUGUUGAUUCUUGGUUGCUCUGGAGAUCGUUCUGUUCCUUGUGCAAUGCAUUGUGUGCAAGGAAGGAUUACAUGGAGCAUUUGGAUAAAAUCUAUAGGCAAAGUGAUAUUUCGUGGUUUACUCCUGUGGAGCUCUUCAAGCCAUGGUACGCCCAUGGCAUCGCCGAAGCCAUAUUGCGCACUGCUAACCUUUCGGUUCCUCUGAAAAUAUAUGAAAUUGGAGGUGGAUCAGGAACUUGUGCAAAGGGCAUCAUGGAUUACAUAAAAUUAAAUGCACCAGAAAGGGUUUACAACAGUAUGACUUAUAUCUCUGUUGAAAUUAGUCCCUCCCUGGCAAAGAUACAGAGGGAAACUGUUGGAGUCGUCCUCAGCCACUCUUCAAAAUUUAAGGUGGAAUGCCGUGAUGCCACAGACCGAAGUGGAUGGGGUAAAGAGACCGUCAAGAACAACCUUGUUGGGUUAUUAUGCUUGAGGUGCUUGAUAAUCUUCCGCAUGAUCUUAUCUAUGCAGAAAAUCAAAUUUCUCCAUGGAUGGAAGUGUGGGUCGACAAACAAAAUGACAGGUUGGAGAAUCGCAAGUAACAUGGAAACCCUGUCUGAAUUGUAUAAGCCAUUAGAGGAUCCCCUGAUCAAGAAUUGUCUUGAGAUCGUGAAUUUGUCCAAAAAACAAGCUUCUCCUAGUGGUGUAAGAUUAAUGACAGAUACUUUGUGGUCCAAAGUCUUUCCCAGACCCCGAAGAUGUUGGCUGCCGACGGGUUGCUUGAAACUACUUGAGGUUGUACACAAGGCUCUACCGAAAAUGUCUUUGAUUGUUUCAGACUUUAAUUACUUACCUGAUGUAAGGAUACCUGGUGAAAGAGCUCCUCUUGUAUCAACAAAGAAGGAUGGGAGGAGCUCAGAUUAUGAUAGCUAUUUGGAGGCAAAGGGUGAUGCUGAUAUAUUCUUCCCUACUGACUUUGGGCUUUUGGAACGGAUUGACCAUUUUUGUUCAGGGUGGCUGAAACUUCAUGAAGGUGCGUCCUCCAAACAAGGAAGAAAGAGGAGAACAAUUAUGCUCGAUACUUCUUCAUUCAUGGAGGAAUUCGGCUUACCUUCAAGGACACGAACCAAGGAUGGAUACAACCCUCUUUUAGAUGACUUUAAAAACACAAAAUUCUAUCUUAGUGUUCCUACUCACAACAUUAAGUGAGAAAUCUCAUGCUCAAGUUUGCAAGAACAUCGCUGCCUCUUUUGAUGGAGGAAGAGAUUGAUUCGGGUUUCCUCAAGAAAAUACAGCAUCCUUCAAAGCAGAUAAAAGGUCUCUCAAUCUUGAUUUCCAGAGCAUUGUAAACUUGCUGAAGUGCUGAGAUCAUAACCGAUACAUGUUUUGCGUCGCAUCUCACAUGCAGAACCUAGUUGUGCGAUUCAGUAAAACAUCAGCAGCUAUUUUAAACUUAUUAUUUGUUUAAUUUGUAAUAGGACAUUUACGAUGGUCAGGGUUCAAUGCUGUGCUCAAUAGAGAGAGCACAAAAUGUCGGCCACUAUUGAUUCUCAAAGAUUCAGCUGUCCUCAAUAGAUAGAUUAUACCUGCUAUUUUUCAA
Messenger RNA from Rhodamnia argentea, 1912 nucleotides. RefSeq lists its product as uncharacterized. Gene Ontology annotation, molecular function: protein-arginine omega-N symmetric methyltransferase activity. The record is from RefSeq and is a predicted model, not a curated record. The coding region runs from base 205 to 1521 and encodes 438 amino acids. Gene Ontology annotation, cellular component: mitochondrion. The transcript is spliced from 14 exons. NCBI's taxonomy places the organism in Eukaryota, Viridiplantae, Streptophyta, Magnoliopsida, Myrtales, Myrtaceae.